This is a messenger RNA of Macroventuria anomochaeta, 1477 nucleotides long. RefSeq lists its product as uncharacterized. The record is from RefSeq and is a predicted model, not a curated record. Lineage: Eukaryota; Fungi; Ascomycota; Dothideomycetes; Pleosporales; Didymellaceae. The transcript is spliced from 3 exons. Bases 274 to 978 code for a protein of 234 amino acids.
CUAGAACGCCACCACGGACCAGCUUCUCCAGAUGCUCGCUGGUAGAUGCUACCAUCAAUGUGAACCCCCUGUCCGACGAUGUUGACUCUCUUGGUAAGCUCGUAUACUGUCGAGUUCCUAUAAAGUAGCUUUCCCAGUACCUGAUCAUGUCUUUUCUUCUUCACCCACACUCACUACACUAAUAUACCGGAUAUAUCCGAUUUCACUCGUUUCUACGACCUCCAACGCCCGUACUUCAUACCAACGUACUUAAUACCAACCCCUACAAUCAGAAUGCGUUCCUUCGCCGUCAUUGCCGCCAUCAGCGCCAUUGGUGCCCAGGCCCUUCCUGAGUACUACGCAGCUGAGUCCUCGACUCCCGCCUACGAGACCACUCCCGCCUACGCUGCGUCCACUCCCGCCUACGUCGCUUCCACCCCUGCCUACCCCGUUGCCUCCAGCAGCGUUAAGUACGAGGAGUACCCCGCCAGCUCCAGCCCAGCUUACGCUGCCUCUACCCCUGUCUACUCCGCUGGUUACCCUGUCUCCUCUGCCCCCGGCUACCCUGUCGCCUCUUCCAGCGUCAAGUACGAGGAGUACCCCGUCACCUCCACCAAGGUCGUUAAGGAGACUACCUUCGUCUGCGCUACUCCUACCGUUGUUACCUACGAGGAGAAGACCUACUCGGUCACCAAGGCCACUACUCUGACCGUCUCCUCCUACACCACCACCGUUGUCAAGACCACCAAGACCCCCGAGGCCGAGAAGCCCUCUAGCAAGCCCCAGACUCCCGUCUACAGUGCCUCCAUCCCCCCGGUCGCUCCCUCCCACGCCCCCUACCCCAGCAAGAACGCCACCGUUCCCCACUCUGCUCCUCAGGGAACUGCCACUGGCUACCCUACCAGCACCAAGCCCUCUACCCCUGAGUUCACUGGCGCUGCUGCCCAGGCUGGUGUUGGCCUUCUCGCCGUUGUCGGUGCCCUCGCUGCUUUCUUGUAAGCAGUUCAAGAUGCUUGUUUGAUCUGCUGAGUUGAGCUUGCUCCACUCUCCAGUCUCUCAGAUUCGUGGUAAAGGGGAAGGAAACGCCAUCUUACGGGUAACGACUUCGACUCUGCAUCAUGAUACCCUCCUGCAUUGCUUGGUGCAUUGCGAUGGGAGUUCGAGGUCAUCCACGAUUCCUUGCGCACACGCCGCAGCAGUAUUUCGAUUGUAUACUUUGGCUUUAUAAUACGCUUUGGUCUAAGGGCUACUUUAUGGAGGAUCUAGUGUGUGGGACGAUGGGAUUCAUGUUCUCAGACUUCUGGCCGCUGGGAGAGAGUCGACAAGCUAAUUGACAUGGUUCCAUCUUUACAUCUUGGGUGUGCUCUGUGGCUUUCUGUGACAGGCGGCGCAUGAUGCCAUUUCAAGACCUGGAGUUUAAUAGGCUGGUUGGGAUGAUACCACUGGCGAUUUGGAUAGAAUUGCUAUCAAAGACUUUUUUUCGCAUCAGUACACGGCC